Messenger RNA from Lindgomyces ingoldianus, 570 nucleotides. RefSeq lists its product as uncharacterized. The coding region runs from base 1 to 513 and encodes 170 amino acids. Lineage: Eukaryota; Fungi; Ascomycota; Dothideomycetes; Pleosporales; Lindgomycetaceae. The record is from RefSeq and is a predicted model, not a curated record. The transcript is spliced from 2 exons.
AUGCCUAUCGAAAACACCUCUAUCUCCACGGCUCCGGGCAUAAACCUCACCCCCCACCAAAAGACCCUCGUAGGCUCCAUCUUGGAUCUCUUCGCCGGGCGCCCUUCCCUCCAAAAACUCUCCCUUUGGUCCGACAACGCCACGUUCAGCGACCCAUUGACCAUCGCGACAGGUCGCGAUCGCUACUCUGCGCAAUGGUAUGGUUUGCAAUCAGCUUUCAGCGAAAUCGAGCGCCUGCACCAUUCCGUCACAUCCGCCGGGAACCCAAUCUUGAUGGACUUGAAAACCCGGUAUGUGAUCAAGGGGAUUGGGAAGGAGCAGACGGUGCAGAGUGUAGUGGCAAUUUAUACGGAUGACCUGUCGGGGAAGAUUACGAAGGUCGAAGAUAGGUGGGAUGGGUCACUGCCGGAUUCGAGCAUCGCGAAUGCUUUUCGACAUCUGAAUGCGGUUACGGUGCCGAAGAUGAUAAACGUGCCGAAGAAUGAGGAGGAGGAUGUGAAGAAAGGGAAUUGAUGAGUGUUCUAUAUGGUACGUAGUACUGUAACUACGCAAAACUGAACUCAUAAAUCA